This is a messenger RNA of Zootermopsis nevadensis, 1976 nucleotides long. Its product is annotated as protein takeout-like. The record is from RefSeq and is a predicted model, not a curated record. Gene Ontology annotation, biological process: multicellular organismal reproductive process. NCBI's taxonomy places the organism in Eukaryota, Metazoa, Arthropoda, Insecta, Blattodea, Termopsidae.
UCUUCUAUUUGUGUGACGUUUCGCAGUCUAUAUAAGUGACGCCGAGCUUUCAGAAGUCACAAGGCGCAAGAAUCUCAAGCUGUCAACAGUAACAAUGAAGAAGACGGCUAUCCUUCUGACCCUGCUGCACAUCACCGUCGGAGCCAACCUACCUGACCAAUUCAAGCUAUGCCACGUGACAGAACCCGAAACAAGCAGCUGUUUGAAGGUUGCUGUGCAGGACGCUUUGCAAAGGAUUGGUACAACAGGAAUUCCAUCCUUGAAUUUGGGGCCGCUUGAACCCAUGUUUGUUAAGGAGGUCAAGGUAGAUCAAGGGGGCCGUGGUCCAGUCUCAGUGAAGCUGCAAUUCACCAAUCUCAAGAUCUAUGGCAUCCCAGAAUCGAGCGUCACGAAAUUCGCACUGAACAACUAUGAGAUGAAGGCGGAAUCGUUGACGCCCGAAUUCAAGUUCGAAGCCGACUACGUCAUGGACGGACAGGUUCUUGUGUUGCCUAUCAAAGGGAAAGGCAGAUGUGUCAUAUCACUGGACUCGCUGACCACGAUCCAUGACAUCAGGGGUAAACCCGUGACCCGAGGGGGAGAGACGUAUUUAGAUCUUGAAAAGUACAUAAUCAACAUGAGCACCAAGAAACUGCAUCUUAGUUUCAAGAACCUCUUCAACGGGGACAAGGCCCUGGGUGACACGAUGAACACAUUCUUGAACGAGAAUUGGGAGGUUAUAUUCACCGAACUCAGGCCGGCGUUGGAGAGAGCCUUCGGAAAUGUGUUCCUCGAGUAUUCCAGAAACAUCUUCAAUAAUGUUCCCUUUAAUAAUAUUUUCCUGCCAUAAAAUCUACCACAAACUAAUAAAAUAUGCCUGUUUAUAUGUUCACACAUCUUACCUAAAAGCAGCUACAUUAAUUAGUAAAUACUUAUCAGUCCUCUCAGACUAGACUCGUAGCAGGUCCUGCAAAUUAACUCAAGGCCAACUUCAUUUAACAGAAAUAUUAUAGUUACCUCAUUAUCUACGAGAUGGCGACACGAUACAUUAAACACAGGUACGGUAUCCCCAUCCACUCGUGAUCUUAGAUUUCUAGAAAAGGAUCCAUGUUCUUCGUUUUUAAUUUAGCCGAAAAAAGGUCAUCUAAGCAAUGGUUUUCAAAAUAUGCUUACUUCAGACGCGUUUUACAACAACGCUUCAGAUAUUACUUUCAAAAGAUUUGGAUUAUGUAUAUUAUUUUGAGGAUGUCAUAAAUUAUAAAUUCACAAGAAUGCAUCGCGUUAUGUAUAUUUUCUUAAAUUACCUUCAAUGUUUCGAGAUGAUAACUAAAAUAUUAAUAUCGUCUGAUUUCAAUUAUCCGAAAGAAGCAAUCCGUAUUCUGGAAACAUUUUAUUGCCUUGUAAAUAUCAUAACCUAAUAAAAUAGAUGACUUAGGCGCAUAUAACGCCAAGGAAUAAUAUUUGUGCUAUAAAAAUACUGAAAACGAAGCAGCAAAGCCAGAGACCACAAAGAUUUUUAUAGAAUAUAAACGUUAUCGUUUCACACACCACUUGCAAAUUAUAUUAAUAUCAGCUGUUCAAAAAAUGUUUGUUACUGUUGCAGUAAGGAAUUUCUUAUACAAAUGUCUCGGCGUGCCGUUCAAUUCCAUAUCUAUGUCUCGAGAGUCACAGUUACCCAUCUUUAACAGCACCGGCAUCAAAAUACAUAAUAUAUUACCAGCACGUUUAGUAUUUAACAGGCGUGUCAUCUUUAGAUACACCAAAAAACUUAGUCUACUGGAUCAACUGCUAUAUUAGCCCUUUUUGAAGGACUGGAUCUUUUCACUGUGAUGAAAAAAUGUAAGAGAAAUAAUACAACCUUCCACUUUCAUUUAUUUACAGCUGCGAUUAAAAAGAAAAUGGAGUUGGAAACUUACUAAAUUCUUUACGGCUGUCUAGAAAACAUUGUUACUUGCUUGUUGACGUUAUCAAAGAAAAUAAAUGAUUCUGUUAUGGAA